This is a messenger RNA of Gossypium raimondii (Peruvian cotton), 6438 nucleotides long. RefSeq lists its product as hypothetical. The record is from RefSeq and is a predicted model, not a curated record. Gene Ontology annotation, molecular function: ATP binding; ATP hydrolysis activity; histone binding. Gene Ontology annotation, biological process: positive regulation of transcription by RNA polymerase II. NCBI's taxonomy places the organism in Eukaryota, Viridiplantae, Streptophyta, Magnoliopsida, Malvales, Malvaceae. Gene Ontology annotation, cellular component: nucleus. The transcript is spliced from 6 exons. Bases 376 to 6180 code for a protein of 1934 amino acids.
UAUGCCCUAGUUUUUAACCUGAAAAAAGAAAUCCAAAACUUGAAGCCACUCGAAAUCCAGACUUUUUUUUUUGUCUAAAUUGACUUUUAAACGAUUUUAACUUGAUGGGUUUCUCUCCAUUUUCGAUUCCCAAGCCAGAACGAUCCGACUCAGCGUCUCCGUGGUGAGUCAAGUCCUGAGUUUGAUCGUUUUUAUAUUUGUUCAAAAUUGUAUUCAAUCACCCAUUUAAAAAAAAAAAAACUGAAAGAUGGAUCGUUAGUUGAAUACCAUUUGCCUGAAUCUUUUGAAAGGAUAUCGUAUGCAAUAGUUUAUAACUUUGGGAGAAAGUUUUAUAAAUAUAAAUCAGAGGUAUUUAUAUAUGCGGAGGUUUUGGUCAUGCAAUUAUCACCUACCUCGGUUUCUUCAUCAAAGCGGAGUGAUUUUAGGCGAAAAUCGGGCAGUAGGCUUCGACAGAAACAUAAGAGAUUAGAUGCAAUAUGUGAGGAAGAGUAUAAUAGGAACCAUGGUGAAGGGAAUAAGAGGGAUGAUGUUGACGGGUCGGGAAGUGCGGAUUUCGAGCUCCGUAGGAGCUCACGAGUCAGGAAGGCACCGCUUAUUCUGGAUGUAUCACCUCCGCCUCCGAGGAGAAGGCAGAAGAUUAGGAAGAAUGAGAGGUUUGUUAGGGGGGGUAGGAAUUUAGGGAGUGUGAAGCAGGAAGAAGAGGAGGAGACGAUCACGGAGGCGCUGACUUUGGGGAGUUGGAGAUCAAGAUUGAGGACAAGGAGAAAGAAUGUGAAUGCCAAAGUGAAGGUGGAGGAGAGAGUUUUAUCGAGGAGGAAGCUUUUUGAGGAUAUAGGUGGCAAUGAGGAUGAAGAUGAGGAGGAGGAGGAGGAGGAGGAGGAGUUGGGCGAAUCAGAUGGAGGGGAAAUGGUAGCUUUGAAAUCCAGGAGGCUGGGGAGUAUUGAGGCUUCAAGUGGUUCACAGAGUGAAGAGAAGGUUGAGAUUUGUGGCAUGGAAGAAGAAACGGAGUUGGAAAAAGAAGAAAUUAAAGGAGAUGGGGUAGUGGAGGCUGCACCUGUUUUAGAAAGCAAAACGAAUCCUGGAAAUAAUAGGGGCGAUGAGGUUGUGGAGGGUCCAGUAGUUUUAGAGAGUGAAAUGAGUCAUGGAAAUGGGAAGAUAAUUGAUGGCAAUGCGGAUGAGGUGGAUAAAGAUGAUAGAGAAGUAUCAAACUGUAUGCAAUCAGAGGAGUGCAUUGGCCAUGAAAUUCUCGAGGUAACUGGAGCAAUUGAAAGAGUGGAGCUGACAGAAGAACAAGUACAACAGUUAGAAUGUCUGAGUGAAGGAGCAAAUGAAGAGGAUGCUGUAGAAGUGGAUAAUGGUCCAGAGGAAGUUGAAGAUGUUGGUCUUCAUGAUGCAAAAGAGGAUGGCUUGGUAAAUGGUGAUAAAAAACAUUCGGAAUUUAAGAACGAUAUGAAGGUAGAGAAGUCAAAUCAAGCAGCUGCAUAUAUGAUUGGCAAGUCACGUAUCAAACAAGGGAGAAGGUGUGGUUUGUGCGGUGGUGGGACUGAUGGAAAACCACCAAAGAAGCUGGUACAUGAUGCAGGUGAUAGUGAAAAUGAAGCAUAUAGCACUUCAGCAUCGGAGGAACCAGACUAUGACAUUUGGGAUGGGUUUGGUGACGAACCUGGGUGGCUUGGUCGUCUCCUAGGUCCUAUAAAUGAUCGUUAUGGUAUUGCCGGAAUCUGGGUUCAUCAACAAUGUGCUGUAUGGAGUCCUGAGGUUUAUUUUGCCGGCUUGGGUUGCUUAAAAAAAGUUAGGGCAGCACUUUGUAGAGGAAGAGCAUUAAAAUGCAGUAGAUGUGGGAGGCCAGGAGCAACAAUUGGAUGCCGUGUUGAUCGUUGUCCAAAAACAUAUCACUUGCCUUGUGCAAGAGCUAAUGGCUGUAUAUUUGAUCAUCGCAAAUUUCUCAUAGCCUGCACUGAUCAUCGGUAUCUCUUCCAACCUCAUGGAAUUAAAUAUUUAGCCCAGAUAAAGAAAAUGAAAGCUAAGAAAAUGAAGUUGGAAAUGAGGAAGUUAUCAAAUGAUGCAUGGCGAAAGGAUAUUGAAGCUGAAGAAAAAUGGUUGGAGCAUUGUGGUGAAGAUGAAGAGUUUUUGAAACGUGAGGGCAAGAGACUUCAUCGAGAUUUGUUAAGAUUGGCACCUGUCUACAUUGGAGGCUCUGAGUCUGAGAAUGGAAAAUCUUUUGAGGGCUGGGAAUCUGUUGCUGGCUUGCAUGAUGUUAUCCAAUGCAUGAAGGAAGUUGUCAUCUUACCGUUGUUGUAUCCUGAGUUCUUUGACAAUCUGGGGCUUACACCUCCCAGAGGUGUUCUUUUGCAUGGUUAUCCUGGAACAGGUAAAACUCUUGUAGUGCGAGCACUGAUAGGUUCUUGUGCUCGUGGGGAUAAACGGAUUGCAUAUUUUGCCCGCAAAGGUGCUGACUGCUUAGGAAAAUAUGUUGGUGACGCUGAACGUCAGCUGAGGCUCUUGUUCCAGGUUGCUGAGAGAUGUCAACCUUCCAUAAUAUUCUUUGAUGAGAUAGAUGGUUUAGCACCUAGGCGAACAAGGCAGCAAGAUCAGACACAUAGUUCAGUUGUGUCCACAUUACUUGCACUGUUGGAUGGUUUAAAGUCUCGAGGUUCAGUGGUGGUGAUAGGGGCAACAAACCGCCCUGAUGCCGUUGAUCCUGCAUUGAGGAGACCAGGGAGAUUUGAUCGAGAAAUUUAUUUUCCGCUGCCAUCAAUGGAAGACAGAGCUGCAAUCCUUGAACUUCAUACUAAACGAUGGCCAAAACCAGUUACUGGAUCUUUGCUCAAAUGGGUUGCAAGAAAGACAGUAGGCUUUGCUGGUGCAGAUUUGCAGGCCCUUUGUACUCAAGCAGCUGUUAUUUCUUUGAAGAGGAAUUUUCCUUUGCAGGAAAUUUUGUCAACUGCUGAAGAGAAAACUCCUAGUGCUAAACGUGUUCCUCUCCCUACUGUUACAGUUGAGGAAAGGGAUUGGUUGGAGGCUUUGUCAUGUUCCCCACCUCCUUGCUCACGUAGAGAAGCUGGAAUGGCUACUCAAGAUUUAGUUGCCUCUCCUCUCCCUACUCAUCUCAUUCCUUGUCUAUUGGAACCAUUAUCCACCUUGCUUGUUUCUCUUCAUUUGGAUGAACGCCUCUGGUUGCCGCCCCUUCUUUCUAAAGGUGGUGCAGUGAUUGAGAGUGUGGUUGUUUCAGUAUUGCAGGACAAGAGAUUGCCCAAGGAUCAUUGGUGGUUCCAUGUUCAUGACCUUCUUCAAGACAGCGAGGUUUCUGGGGAGAUAGAGAGAAGAUUAUCUCAUGCUGGAAUGUUAAUUGGAGAGUUUAGCUUUACUGAUUAUGAUAUGGGUGAUGUUAGUGACAACGGUGGUACAUUUGAACCUUCAAUUGUGCGUAAUAGUGGUACAUGCUCUAGUUUGUCACGAAAUACCUAUUUUACUUCAACAAGGAAAACUGGGUUUCGAAUAUUAAUUGCUGGAAGUCCCAGAUCUGGUCAAAAGCAUCUUGCUGCUUGUCUUCUUCACUGUUUCAUUGGGAACAUAGAAAUACAGAAAUUUGAUAUAUCUACAAUUGCACAAGAAGGAAAUGGUGACUUAAUCUACGGAGUAACUCAAAUUUUAAUGAAAUGUGCAAGCAUGGGGUCAAGUGUAUUGUUUAUGCCAAGAAUAGAUUUGUGGGUUGUGGAGACCACUAAUCAAGUUUCCGAGGAGAGCAGUUCACCGUCAACGUUCCAUCAAACUCCCAUGGAGGAAGAUCCUCAACUUGUUGAGAAGGAAAAUGGAUCCUCUCUGCAAUAUGAGUUGGCAGGGACAGCACAGGCUACAGCCUCUGUACAAAGUGUCUCACAUGCAUGGAGCUCAUUUGUUGAGCAAGUGGAAUCUAUUUGUGUGUCAACGUCCCUGAUAAUUGUGGCUACUUCAGAAGUUCCUUAUCUGGAGCUCCCCGAAAGAAUAAGGCAAUUUUUUCAGAGUGGUCAACCAAAUUGCAGUCACAGAACUACAAGAGAGCACACAGUACCCAGAUUCACUGUUCAUGUUGGCAACAAUUUUAACCGUGAUAUGGUUAUCAAACUAUCUGCUGCUCAGUUAUCAAGGGAUAUCCUUCAACCAUUUGUUCAUUUAAUUCAUCAAAGAUCUCAUGUCCAUAAAGAUUCCAGAACAAAAAAUUCUGUCCAGACCUCUGGAACUGCAGAAAAUGACAAUGCAUCUCAAGGUUUGGCAUGUGAAAAGGGGGUUGCAUCAGAGAUGUGUGGUGAGUUGUCUGUUACUGUUCCAGCAGCCCCAACAAACAGUAGAAAUUUGAAGGGGAAAUCAAGCUUGAUGCUGGCAAUAUCUUCAUUUGGCUUUCAAAUUUUGCGAUAUCCUCAUUUUGCAGAGCUUUGCUGGGUGACAUCAAAACUUAAAGAAGGUCCUUCUGCAGAUGUGGCUGGUCCCUGGAAGGGCUGGCCAUUCAACUCUUGCAUCAUUCGUCCCACUAACUUAUUAGACAAGGCUGCUGUUGCUUGUGGUCCCAGCAGCAGUAAAAGCAAAGGGAAAUUUGGGUUGGUCAGAGGUUUGGUUGCUGUUGGUUUAUCAGCAUACAGAGGUGUGUACACAUCACUUAGAGAAGUUUCCUCUGAGGUACGGAAGGUUCUUGAGCUCCUAGUUGGGUGGAUUAAUGAGAAAGUUAAUACUGGGAAAGACAGAUAUCAGUAUGUUCGUAUUUUGUCUCAAGUUGCUUAUCUGGAAGAUAUGGUUAACAGCUGGGCAUAUUCACUGCAGAGCUUAGAUCAGGAUGUUCAAAUAAAAGCAGCAAGCCUCGAACCAUAUGAUUUGGGAUCUCCAGAUAAUCAUUUUACAUGUGCGAAUGAUACAGAUCAAGUGGAGGAAUGCAGGCCCAGAAGUUGCCCGGAAACAGAAGUAGCAAACAAUGAGGAAUUCACCAUGCAAAAUACUAAUUCCAUUGACUUGAACAAAAAGGAUGAUCAUUGUGCUUCUGACCAUGAGGGAAAACUUGACCUUUUUGAAGAUGCUGCACAGGGAAUAGGCAUCAGCGGCAAUACUACUUCAGAGGAGCAUCACAAUUCUUCUGUCGCCAACCAACUGAUUGUUCAUGUUGACAAGCAGAAUGGGGCUACUCCUGGACCAUGUGGAUCAGAAAGUACUAGAAACCCUACGUUUGAGGGAGAAUUAACCAUGCGAAAUAUGGAUUGGAUAGACUUGAACAAGAUGGAUGCUAAUGGAGCUCCUAGUCAGAAGGGAAAAAUUGUUGCUGUGGAUAAGGCUGUAGACCAUAUAAGCCUUGGCGGUAAUACUAUUUCAGUGGAGCAUCAUAACUAUUUUGCAGCCAAUGAUCCAGUUUUUCUUGUAGACAAGCAGAAUGGGAGUAACCCUGGACCAAGUGGGUCAGAAAGUCCUAGAAAUCCUGUGGUUGAGGGAGAUCCUGAGUCCUCAAAACAAUCCAAUGGAUUUGCACCAAAUGGACCUGUUCUUUCUGAGAAUGGAUUCUGUAGUUCAGAUGAACUGGAUGGUGCGAAGUUGCCUGCCUCUGCUAAAGCUUGCGACACGGAGACAACUAUCACAUCUGAAGAUGGCAAACCUACAGGUCAUGAACGUAAAGAAGUUCCCAAUUUCUCUUCAAGCGAAACUGCUCUUCCAACUGAAUCAGUGGUUACAUGCUUUUAUCAUUGCUGCUCUGAUUGCCUCCAUUCCCUCCCUUGUUUGAUGCAAAAAGUUCUGCUUAAGGAAUGGAAAUCAAAUGGGAGCGAUUUGACAGUAGAUGAUGUUCACGAUACAGUUGCAUUAUUGUCCGUGGAUCUUCUUUCGACAGUUAGGAAGCUUUUUGCUGCCAGAUAUAGCAGCAAUAAAUUUGAUGAAAACUUGAGAAAGGAAAAUCCCAGGAAGUUAUCUCACCGUCCAGAGUGGAGCAUAUGUCAAUGCGAAAGCUCAGAAAAUAGUUUAGUUAUUCCUAAGGAAUGUAGCUGUCACACUGUAGGCAACACCUCUCCAAACAUCCAAUUCGGGUUUGAUCCGAAAUUUGUUUACAGAGAUGGAGUGUUGGUUCCUAUAGAUUCUAACAAAGAAGUUUCUUUUCACUGUAAAUUCGGUACAUUAUGCCUUUGUUCUCUUAUAGAGUCAAUACUAAUGACAAAGCAGCCUUUUGAUUGAUCCUGGUUUUUACAGCAUGGAUUGAGGUGAGAGUUUCUUUGGCUAUUAAAAAUCAAAUUUUGUUGGUUGGCAUUGCUUUAAGUCCGUAUCGAAUCUUCUUCCUCUAGGUAUGCUAGAAUGGUCUUUAUUUUCUUUCCUACUGGAAACUGCUUUGCCAAACUUUUCGGUUCAGCUAGGUUGAAGCUAUCCUAUAUAUACCAUGUAAAUUUCAUCAUCUGAGUUUAUUGCACCUCUUGACUACUGUCAAGUAUUUGUCCU